Jatropha curcas is the source of this 7390-nucleotide messenger RNA. The record is from RefSeq and is a predicted model, not a curated record. Lineage: Eukaryota; Viridiplantae; Streptophyta; Magnoliopsida; Malpighiales; Euphorbiaceae.
CAACAAUCAGACUUCGUCGUGUGGCUCCAUAAUCGAACCACUGAGAAUAGAGGGGCGCCCUCUCUGUGCCGUUUCGAGCCAUGGCUUCGUCAGAGCAGCCCCUCAAGAAGCGAAAGCUUUACGAGACUCGACCGGAAACACCGCCACCAGAGAAACCGCCGGAAACCUCAGCGCAUAGCACUCUAGCUCCACCACCAACACCGCCACCACUGUCCCAAGAGGAAAUUCUCGCUAGACGGAGAAACAGAGAUGAGAUUAAAAAUGUGUACGAUAUUUACAAGCGCCUCAAGUUCUGCGUUGCUCAGAAAGAGGGGCGCCACAUGCCAGACCUCGAACAAUCUUAUCUUUCUCUCGUUACUGCUUCGAGAGGUUGUACUAGCGCACAACGUAUUGUAGCUGAUCUCAUUCCUCGAUAUGCAUCGUACUGUCCAACUGCUCUUGAAGCUGGUGCUAAAGUUGUUAUCAAUAUGCAUAACUGGAGCAUGGCAAUAGUCAAUAGAGGAGAGGAUUUUGAUGGUAUGGCAAUGGAAACUGCUAAAGCCUGUAUUUUUGGUUUAGCUGAUAUCUGCCACACUGCUUCUUCGGAGUCUCGAACAUCAUCUGUAAUCCGAGGCAUCUGCUCUGCCGUGUUUCAGAAUGUGCUCUCCUUUUUCAUCUCCUCCUUUCAGGGAAAGGACAUCUUUCAGAUUGUUGAUAAGGAAAUAUUGGAGAUGCAGAGUUCUCGUGAGGUCUUCUCUGAGCUAAAGCAAAAGUUUUCUGGGGAAGAUAGAUCUUCAAUGGUUAAGUUAUCCAAGUUUCACGCAUUAACUAUGCUUUGGAUAUUCUUUUCUUGUCCGAAAAAUAUGCUUGCCGCAUGUUUUGAACUCUUCAAAUCUGCUUCUCCUGAAGGCAUACAUGAAGCACAGUGCUUUCUUAAUUGGGUGACCAGCAGGCUUGAUGAUGAUGAUGAUGUUGUACCUCAUCCAUUAAAUGAAGCAUGUGAUAGAUCAGCAUCAUGCAAAAGCAGUAAUGAAACAAGUGUGAGAGGCAGUGAAGGUAAUGGUGAGGAACUACUAUCUGAUGGCAACCAUGUUUCAGCUGAUUCCCAUUCUGUCCCACGGAACUGCUUGUUGCACAUGGUUCUUGGUAACAAUGCAUCGUUGAGAAGUUGGAUGUUUUUAAAAUAUAAAAAUCUAUGUAACAUGCAAUCUUCCGUAGAUGCAUCAGAAAUUAGAUCUUCUCUAGAAGGGAUCUUUGACUCAUAUACAGAACUUAGUAAACUAGAAGGCAGCCAAAUGGACAGCGAUGAGGAUGAUUCUGAUACCUCAAAACUUGUCAGCUGGCAACACAUGGUAUCUAAGAUCUCUAAUCAACAUGAAAUCUUGGCUGAACUACCUGGUAAAGAUGGCACUUCUCAUGAUAAUGGAGGGUCAAGGUCCAUGGAUUUUGAGAUGAGUGAUCCUGCAGAUUCUUCACAUGUCAGGUCUUCCCUGCGCAGAGACUUAUUCAACCAACAGAUGCUUUCACCUGUAUCAAGAACCGCAUUAGACUCCAGGAGCAAUUCAUUUGAAGGUAGAAACCACAAUGUUCAUGUUGACAAGAAUUCAUUUCCAAACAUGGAUUUCAGCUCAUCUGCCUUAAGAUCUGCUAGCGGAACCAUAAAUAAUGCUUUUGCUUCUCCUAAACAUCAUUUGGGGGCAACACAUGCUUCAAUGCCUCAAAGUGUCUGGUUCUGUGAUGGGGACCCUGCUGCAGUGGAUAUUUUCUCUGCUUCUAGACAGCUCUGGUUGGGUUCUUUAGGCCCUGAUACAUCUGAAGCCCAUCUGAGGUUUCAACUUGAGAGGUUUGGUCCUAUAGAACAGUUUUUCAUGUUUCCAAUGAAAGGAUUUGCCAUGGUGGAGUACAGGAGCAUGAUUGAUUCCAUAAGGGCCCGGGAAUAUAUGCGUUGCCAUUUUCCUUGGCAGAUAAAGUUCAUGGAUAUAGGAUUGGGAACUAGGGGUGCCAUGAAUGGUGUUGCAAUUGGUUCUAGUUGUCACGUUUAUGUUGGAAAUAUAUCUAGCCAGUGGGCUAGGGAUGAGAUUCUGCAUGAAUCAAGGAAAGUAAUUUACAAGGGCCCUUACAUGGUCACUGACCUUAGCAAUGAAGGAGCAUUAUUAAUGGAGUUUGAAACUCCUGAAGAAGCUACUGCUGUCAUGGCACAUCUCCGGCAGCAUCGGAAGGAAAAAAGUAAUCAUCUGCCUCUUUUUAAUGCCGGAUCAUCUAAUGUUGCUUUGCCUCAAUUUGAUGGUGGAAGAUCAAUGACAGCCCCUAUCCCUGCUGACAUCAGAACCAAUAAUUCUGGAAGCAUGUGCAAGAUCGAAUCUCCUCGUGCUCAAACUACAAUUGAAAGCCCUGCUGACAGUUGUAGGACAAGGAUGUCUCACUUGUCUUCUUUACUUGCAUCAUUACGUACGAAGUAUAACAUUAACCAAAACCCAAAUUAUUUUGACAAUAAUAAAUCUGGAAGCAGCAAUGUGGCUUCAGCAAGUGAUGCAGACCGACUGCCAUCUAGCACGCUUUGGAUUUACAUUCCAAAUGUUAGCUCCCCUCUCAUCACAGAUGAUGAACUAAUGGCUGUUUGCAAUCUUGCUAUUGCUAAUGUUGGAUCUAUAAUUAGGUUGAUGAGAGUAAACAUGCAGAUGGGAUCUGGUUGGAUUAUUGAUUGCAGCAACGUUGAUGCCGCAAGCACUGUUUUGAAAAAUCUUCGAAAUUGUCCUGGAAUGUUCUUGCAGAUUGAAUUCAGUCAACCGGGAAAGAACUAUACUGUGCCAUUCUCAAUAAAGUCUGAUGGAAGCCCUAUGGAGCUUGUAUCACCCAGAAUGAAAUCAGAGAAUCAUGGGACUGCAGUACAAGCCUCACGUUCAUUUAGUGGGGUUGACCCUUCACAAGGAGGUGGUCGUGCUGUUUCUAGUGCGACUGAGCAAAUGUGGAUGUACAAGAAAAAUGAGAUUGAGGUACAUCCUGCACCUGGGAUCAUUCCAAGCAUGCCAAUAGGAACUCAGGGACGACCUAUCCCCCCACCACAGCAGUUCCAGCCAUCUCAAUUUGUCAGACCUGUUUACCAUCCUCCAAACAGUCCAUGGGAUCCACGAGGUUUAAAUCAUCAUGUUCCUUUGAACCCAAUUCCGCCGGUGAUAAUGCCUAAUAGCUUUCAGGGCGCUACAGUUGCUCCUCCUUUUAUACCUGCUUCUGUCACUCCAUUGGCACAGCUACAACGACCCCCAAUGCAGCAUUUUGACCAAAUGUUCUCCUUACCUGUUGCUCCACCGCCUUUGUCAUCUAUACCGCCUCAGCCUGACAUACCCCCUCCACCUCCACUGCCCCCUCCACCUGUUGUAUCGCUGUCUUUAGUGCCUCAGCCGGAAAUACCCCCACCAUUGCCACCAUCCCCCCCUCCUGCUCCUCCUCCACCUAGUUCACCUCCACCGCCUCCACCUAUUUCAGAAUCAAUUGAUGUGGAAAGCUCUGGAAGAUCCAAGCAACAUCAGUGGCAGGGCACACUAUGUAAAAGCGGGGUUCAUUAUUGCUCUAUUUAUGCAUAUAGAGUUGAUUCUGAUAUUUGCAAAUAUUCAAAUCCACUUUCUGAACCAGUGGAAUGGCCCUCCAGACUAGAUAUGACCAAACGCACAGAUUUUCGGCAUGUGAAAUCAACAUUUAUGAGUACUCCACCACAUAAAAGAGAGGUGUGCCAGUUGAUCCCCUCUUCAAUGAGUGACCAAAAAGGCUUUCAGGAUUUCAUAUCAUACUUGAAGCAAAGGGAAUGUGCUGGAGUUAUUAAAAUCCCAGCUGUGAAAUUCAUAUGGGCAAGGCUUCUCUUCAUACUUCCUUACUCGCAUGAAAUAUGUUCAAUGCUCUCAAUUAAGCCAGAUUCAUCCAACUGCCUGAUAGCUUUGGUUUUGCCCAAAGAAACGAAUUUUGAAUGGGCAUGCCAUCUAUAUGAUAACAGUUGUGAUGAUGAGAAGAAACCAAACUGUUUCCAGUUACCAACUGCAGAAUGGUUGCAAGACAAAAAUCAAUUUGAUAGAAUGCUGUUACCGAAUUCUGCUACCUAUCCAAAGGGGAGGAUUCAGAGAGGCGUUUCUUGGCUUGUGUCAACUGCUUCAGCUUGGGAGCCAAACCUUCAUAUUUUACCCGCUAUUGCUCUCUUCCUCGCUGUGUGUCCGUCUCAUCUCUCAUUUCUUUAUUGCGAACUCAGAAAACAUAUUAACAUGUCGCGCCGUAACUCUCACAAUGAAAACAAGUCUCAGCAUGACUGGAACAACAGCAACAACAGAAAUUUCUCAAAAAACAACAAGAAAUUUGUCCCUAAAAAUCAAAAUCAAAACCCUAAUCCUAAUCCUACGCUCUCAAAUUCUCUUAGAGAAUCGGUCUCAAAGCAAUCCGAGGUCGUUGCUCCAACAUCGACCGGCAAUACUGGCGCAGCGUCAUCCAGUAGGGUCCGGAUGGGGGAUAAUGGAAAAUGGGUGUCGAGCAGAGCAGUAGCUGGACCUCAGGACACUGGCAAUUUCGUGAACUACUUGCCGCAAGAUGAGGCGGUGGCAGCUGGACUUGGUGCCGAGGAAGGAGGAUUGGAUCCAGUGGAGUCGCAGCGAGUUGUGGACCUUUUGAACAGGGAGUUGUCUCGGUUGCUCAAGUUGAGCCCUAGAGAGUUCUGGAGAGAAGUGGCUAGUGACACUUCCUUGCAUGAGUUUCUGGACAGUUUCCUAAAAUUUAGGACUAGAUGGUAUGAUUUCCCACAUCGUGGAGCUAAGGGCAUGAUUGCAGGCAUCAUAGUCGGAGAGCACGAGUUAUGUCGCCGUGUUUUCAUGGUAUUGUAUCGCAUAUCUUCCAACAGGGACCCAGGUGCACGUGCUGCUGAUACCCUUACUUCAAGAGAUCAUGCAGUUCUUUUGCAGGAAAAAAGGUUGCUCGACUUGCCUAAAUUGUUAGAUAUAUGUGCUAUAUAUGGUCAUGAGAAUGAAGAAUUGACAAAAUUGCUGGUUGAGAAUGCUUUGCUAGCGCAGCCCGGGAUCCAUGGUAAUUUAACUGCUGUAAUGUCUCAUUUUCUGGGCAUCAUUCACACAAUGUAUCAGCGUUGCAUCUCAUCUUUGGAGGCGUUAUUUUCCUCUGGAAGCCAUGAAGACCUUGGAUCUAGUUCUCUUCGUUAUGAUUUCUUAGAGGUGAUGGACUUUAUAAAUGAUGCAAUUGUUUCCAUGGAUGCUUUUGUUAAUGCAUACAAACCAGCAGCUGUAUUCUUUUCAUGCCCUAUAGAAAUGAGUUAUGGGAAUGAGGAAUUGUUGAUCAUGCUUGCGAAAUUGCAUGAUACUCUAAUUCCCUCCUUGCAGCGGGGCUUUCGCAUCAUCUUUGCGGGAGAUGAUGAUGGAAUUAUAUCAAAUGUUGCUGUUAGUUUGAAGAUGUUGUCUAUUAGGAUUGUCAAGUUUGGUUGGAAAUUAUUGGAUUUUUGCUAUUUAAGCAAUGAAAUGUCCUCAGAUUGCCUUCCCAUUCCAGCUAUAACAAAAAUGUUUCCAGCAAAAGUAGAGGACCCAGUCAUAAGAGCAGAUAUAUUGAUUCAAACCUUUAGAGAGAUCAGUGGAGUUCUAUUGUACACUCAGGAGAACCAACACAGGGAUACAUUUCUGCAGAAUAUUGAUAAGAAUUACCAUUUAAUGAAGAGACUACAGAGCUUACAAAGUGCUGGAUGGAUAUUCAUGGAUGAUGAACACUUCCACUUUUUAUUGGGGAUAAUAACAUCUUCUCUAAAAGGUACUGUUAAGGAGCAACUGAUUUUGCCAACCCCUGUUCCAAACAGCAAAGUUGAGAUGGAUGAAGAUACAGCCAUCAAGGAGUCCAAAAUCAGUCAAAUAAAGGACCUAUUUCCUGAUUACGGGAAGGGAUACUUAGCUGCCUGUCUUGAAGUCUAUAACCAGGAUCCAGAAGAAGUUAUUCAGAGGAUACUUGAGGGGACUCUCCAUGAUGAUCUGAAAUGCUUGGAUACAUCGUUGGAAACGAUGCCAAUUGCUAAGUCAGCUUCAACCAUGAGCAAAAAGGAUAAAGGGAAAGGAAAAUUAGUUGAAUCUACACCAGCCCCCUCAGCAAAUCCAAUUGACUCUACUAAUACAGUGGUGGCCAGAGGGAGGGAAUCUGAGAGUCCCUUUGUUUCAUCGUCAUCUACAGUGGGGAGGUUUGUUAGAAAAUCUAAUGAUGAGCCAAGUUAUACCCUUGAUAAUAAAGAUGACAUGGAUGCUGCCAGGACUAUGGCCAUGACUCAACAGUAUGAGUAUGAGGAUGAAUAUGAUGACUCCUUUGAUGACCUAGGUCUGAGUGUUGCAGAAUCAGGGUUUGAGGAGAACGGAUUGUUAAGUGACAAAAUCAGCUAUAAUUUGGGGAAAUCUACAAGCUCCGAAACAGAAAAUUCAGCUCAAGCUGCUCCUAAUACAAAAUGGGGAUCGAGGAAAAAGCCGCAAUAUUAUGUCAAAGAUGGAAAGAAUUACAGUUACAAGGUUGCAGGUUCAGUUGCGGUUGCAAAUUACAAUGAAGCUUCACUAGUUAGCCAAGCACAGGGAGAAUUAAUUUAUGGUCUUGGGCAAGGUGGUAACAUUCCUAUAGGUGCAGUGAAGAAGUUGACAGAGUAUCAGGAGCAGGAAGCACAAAAGGAAUCUGAUGAACCUGAGAUGGGAGGCAGGGGGAAUGCAAGGAAUCCCACGGGUAGAGGUUGGAGGGGUGGAGGACGAGGAGGUGGAAGGCUGAAGGAGUCACAUGAAGAGCAAGAUAACCAAUCUGAGGGUUCUGAAGUGGAAGGGAGAGGAAAUGCAGGAAAUUCCAGGGGCAGAGGAAGAAGAGGAAGAGGAAAUAACCAUUACAGGAAGGACAGAGCCAUAAAUAAGCAUUUUUCUGGGUUAUCUGGAUUUUAGGUCUCUUGGAGAGUGUAUCCUACGAGCAAAGUUUUCAAUUUUAGCAAAGACCUAUUACCUCAGAUAUAAACACAACUGUAUAGUUUGGUUACCAUUACACUAAGUAGGGAUUUUGAUUCAAAAGCAAAGCACUGUUCCUAUUUACCAAGUUUUAGUGCGUCCUUGAAAGGAAAUGAAGAAGAGGGUGCCAGUGCCGGUGUUGGUGCCCAGCGCGUGCAAAUUUGCUUUCCCCCUUCCUUUUUUGUCAUGCGCAUGGUUGACACCCUGAAAUUUUUUUUUUUAAGUUGACAUGCCAUACGUUAAAUUAUUUUUUCCUCUUUUGGCGGAUUGUUUACAUGUGGUUCUUCAUAUGAACCUGUUUCAAACGCCAAAUGUUCAGAUUUGCGAAUAAUCCGCGCAGUGGCUGCGUGAAUUCUUGAGUUGUUUUUCAACGGUCGACUCGGAAUUUUACUCAAAUUACCAUCCUGCCAUUCUCUGUUUUA